Alexandromys fortis (reed vole) is the source of this 1958-nucleotide messenger RNA. It is a transcript of the gene Phb2, whose product is annotated as prohibitin 2. The transcript is spliced from 8 exons. The record is from RefSeq and is a predicted model, not a curated record. Gene Ontology annotation, cellular component: mitochondrion; membrane. Gene Ontology annotation, biological process: mitochondrion organization. Lineage: Eukaryota; Metazoa; Chordata; Mammalia; Rodentia; Cricetidae. The coding region runs from base 162 to 1031 and encodes 289 amino acids.
GGGCGGGUCAGGGGGAAGCGCACUUCCGGUGCCCUUUCUCCUGCGAGCACCACGGCCCCCAAUCCUCGUGUGCAGGGCGAGGUCUGAAAACUGGAGUGGGGUAGAGGCUGGCGGGCACCCCCUCCUGACCUCCGGUGCCGCCGCCUUCGGGAGGACCAGACAUGGCUCAGAACUUAAAGGAUUUAGCGGGACGCCUGCCCGCCGGGCCUCGGGGCAUGGGCAUGGCGCUGAAGCUGCUGCUGGGGGCCGGGGCCGUGGCCUACGGCGUGCGCGAAUCCGUGUUCACCGUGGAAGGUGGUCAUAGAGCCAUCUUCUUUAACCGGAUCGGCGGCGUGCAACAGGACACAAUCCUGGCCGAGGGACUUCACUUUAGGAUCCCCUGGUUCCAGUACCCCAUCAUCUAUGAUAUUCGGGCCAGACCCCGAAAAAUCUCCUCCCCUACAGGUUCCAAAGACCUGCAGAUGGUGAACAUUUCCCUGCGUGUACUGUCUCGACCCAAUGCCCAGGAGCUCCCCAGCAUGUACCAGCGCCUCGGGCUAGACUAUGAGGAGCGAGUGCUGCCGUCCAUUGUCAACGAGGUGCUCAAGAGUGUGGUGGCCAAGUUCAAUGCCUCGCAGCUGAUUACCCAGCGGGCUCAGGUGUCCCUGUUGAUCCGAAGAGAGCUCACAGAACGCGCCAAGGACUUCAGUCUCAUUCUGGACGAUGUAGCUAUCACCGAGCUGAGCUUUAGCCGAGAGUACACAGCUGCUGUAGAAGCCAAACAAGUGGCCCAGCAAGAAGCCCAGCGGGCCCAGUUUUUGGUGGAAAAAGCAAAGCAGGAACAGCGACAGAAGAUCGUGCAGGCUGAGGGGGAGGCUGAGGCUGCCAAGAUGCUUGGAGAAGCACUGAGCAAGAAUCCCGGCUAUAUCAAGCUCCGAAAGAUCCGGGCCGCCCAGAACAUAUCUAAGACGAUCGCCACCUCCCAGAACCGCAUCUAUCUCACGGCCGACAACCUUGUGCUGAAUCUACAGGAUGAAAGCUUUACUCGGUAAGAGAUGGCUGUGCAGAGAGCAGGGUCCUUGGGUUCUGGAAUCUGUUCAUCAUGGGGCCCUUGACAGUUUCCCUGAACACCAAGGUCAGAAAAGUCAGUGACUGGUUGGCAGUUCUCUUGUUACAUUCUCAAGGACUGACUUUACAAAACAAAAUGGGAUUUCUUGUGUAAAAGGAACUUUAUUUAUAAAUACUUCAGUGAAAAGUGGUGACCGACAGAGUUCGGAAUUCUGGCUGGAGAACCUGAAUGCUGCUUCAUUGGCAGUGAAAAUAUCAGGGCUGCAGAAGCCAAAAGAGCAGUCAUGAGGGGGCUAGUAUAAGGGUCAAGGGCAGCCGGGGCCUGAAGCUAACAAUCAUGUCUAUCUCUUCUUUCUGUUUCCUGCUGACUCCAUGAUGUGCUGGCUGUAGGGGAAGGUAAGGAACUGCAUCCCUGCUGGGACAUGGGGGCCACCUACUCCCAGACCUGCCUCUGCGCUCCCCUCCCCACAGUCAGACCUUCCUUUGGGAAGGGGAUAGUUUGGUGUGGUUUGCAUCUCACCUUUAUGGCGCCCAUAACAUCAGGAACAUUUUUCCUUUGUUCUACAGCGACAGCCUCAUCAAGGCUAAGAAAUGAGCUGUGGGCUGGAGAACUCCACCACCAGAGGAGUGGAUGCAUUUCUCGCUAGUUUUGAGGAGCCAGCUAGGGAGGUCAAGCACGCCCCACCCUGCAAGCAUCAUGUGACAGAGUCCUCUGUACUUGGCCCUCUUGGAUUAAGGAAGACUGAAGACCAGCUGUUGCUGAGGGCUUUCCUCCUCCCUGUGUUGGCCUGGGGGAGGGGAGAAGCAAGUGUGAUUUCUCGGAGAUUCCCUACACUGUUGUCCCACCCCCAUGGGGGGAGAUAACCACCAUCCCAGAAAUUCUCAAUAAAACUUUUAUUACUUAAACUGAA